AGGCAUGCGCUCUUUUCAAGGCGUGGCCAGUCUGCAAGGGAAAAACUUUAUGAACAUCGACGAACUCACGGACGUCGAGCUCCGGGACCUCCUUUCCCUUUCUGCUCAAUUGAAGAAAGCCUAUUCCUCGCCCAGUCCUUCCGUCCUUCCUCGGCCGUGCGAGGGAAAAAGCGUCAGUAUGAUUUUCCAAAAACGCAGUACGCGUACACGCGUAUCGACCGAGACAGGCAUGGCUCUUCUGGGUGGCCACGCCUUGUUUCUGGGUCCACAAGAUGUACAGUUGGGCGUAAACGAGAGUAUGCGGGACACGGCGAAUGUGCUUUCCCGCUUCAAUUCCCUUAUCCUCGCCCGAGUGUUCGCCCACACGGACGUCCAGCUCCUCGCGAAACAUUCCAGCGUCCCCAUCAUCAAUGCCUUGUCCGAUCUUUACCACCCUUUGCAGGCCCUGGCCGAUCUCCUGACCCUGGAGGAGCAUUUUGGGAAGGGGAGUUUACAGGGGAAAGUUCUGACAUGGGUAGGUGACGGGAACAACGUCCUGCACGAUCUGGCCAUGGGCGCAGCUCGUCUGGGUAUGCACGUGCGGGUAGCCUGUCCCGUCGGCUACGAGCCCAACGGCGAAAUUAUGCACCGGGUGGAGUGGCACGCCCAGCGGUCGGGGGGGUCGUAUGUGAUGGAAAGAGACCCGAUGACGGCCGUCGCGGGCGCGCACGUGAUCGUGACGGACACCUGGGUGAGCAUGGGCCAAGAGGAGGAAUACGAGAGGCGGAUGCGGGAUUUUGAGGGCUUUCAGGUGACGAGACGCAUGAUGGAGCAUGGGGCCAAGGGGUCAAAUGCCGGGCGGCCGGCCUGCGUGUUCUUGCACUGCCUGCCCCGCCAUCCCGAGGAGGUGACGGACGAGGUCUUUUACGACCCCGCACGGAGUUUGGUGUUCCCAGAGGCGGAAAACCGGAUGUGGACGGUCAUGGCCGUCAUGCUUUCGUUGGUGG
Molecule: messenger RNA, 986 nt
Organism: Nannochloropsis gaditana CCMP526
Gene: OTC
Product: ornithine carbamoyltransferase
Exons: 1
Biological process (GO): L-citrulline biosynthetic process
Cellular component (GO): intracellular membrane-bounded organelle
Molecular function (GO): ornithine carbamoyltransferase activity; amino acid binding
Source: RefSeq, a predicted model, not a curated record